CUGGUGGUGGCUGUGUGCUCAGCAAUAGGAAAUGCUUUAUUAGCUGGGAGUGGUGGAGACCAGCCAGGCAGGAAGAGGCAGUAAUAAGAAACAUUUUUGUGACUUCUCCCCCAUCCAGACCACAGAGCAGCUGCCAAAGGGCUGCCUUGGACAGCGGGGUGGCCGAGCCGGGCCCCUGCGGGCAGGGCAAGGGUGACAAUCGUGACAAUCCCUCCCCCAGGGGGACAGGCACGGCCCGGGGAGCCCCCUGGGUGGUGGGAGGGUGGCAGAUCCAUGAAGAUCCUCGGAGCUGGGGCUCAGGAGCGAAGCUGCCCCGGCUGAGGCGGAUCCAGGAGCGGGAUCGUGGCUGGGAGAGCCCCCAGGGCUGGGCAGUGCCAGGGGCUCCGCCAGGACCUGGAUGCUGGAGGAUGAAGCCGUGUGGGGCCGGUGGCCGGGUGGUGCUGGCGCUGAUGACCUUGUCCCUCAGCCUUGCAGCCGAGGAGCUGCUGUGUGCCUGUGACGUGCCCCACUGCAGCCAGCCCAACUGCACGGGCAAGGUGUGCUUCGUCAGCAAGAGGAGGGAGGAGGGCACCAUCACCCAGCACCGGGGCUGCUUCUCCCAGAACAUUCUGGAACACUGCCACACGCCCGUCACCGAGCAGUACGGCAUGAGGUGCUGCAGCUUCCACAUGUGCAACGCCGAGCUGGAGAUCUUCCUGCAAGGAGAAGAUGCCCUGGUAAAGACGCCUUCCCUACCCAACCUCCUCCUGAUGAUCUUCGUCCCUCUGCUCUCCCUCCUCGUCCUCGCGGCGCUCACGGCGCUCUUCUGCUGGAAGCUGUCCCAGCAGCGCCACAAGCACAGCGACUUUGGUGACACAGACCUCAUGCUGAAGGCAUCCAUGAUGGGAGACAGCACCUUGGAGGACCUGCUGAACGACGACUGCACCACGGGCAGCGGGUCUGGGCUGCCCUUCCUUGUCCAGAGGACGGUGGCACGGCAGAUCACCCUGAUGGAGUGUGUGGGUAAAGGGCGCUACGGCGAGGUGUGGCGGGGCGUGUGGCACGGCGAGAGCGUGGCCGUCAAGAUCUUCUCCUCCCGGGAUGAGCAGUCGUGGUUCCGCGAGACGGAGAUCUACAACACCGUCCUCCUGCGGCACGACAACAUCCUGGGUUUCAUCGCCUCUGACAUGACCUCCAGAAACUCCAGCACGCAGCUCUGGCUCAUCACCCACUACCACGAGAACGGCUCCCUCUACGACUACCUGCAGAGGACAGCCCUGGAUGUGGACACCUGCCUGGGCCUGGCCUCCUCCAUCAUCUGUGGCCUCGUCCACCUCCACGUGGAGAUUUUUGGCACUCAGGGCAAACCUGCCAUCGCCCACCGGGACCUGAAGAGCAGGAACAUCCUGGUGAAGAGCAACCGGCAGUGCUGCAUCGCAGACCUGGGGCUGGCCGUCAUGCACUCCCAGGGCAGCGAUUACCUGGACAUUGGCAACAACCCCCGGGUGGGCACCAAGCGCUACAUGGCCCCGGAGGUGCUGAGCGAGCAGAUCCGCACCGACUGCUUCGAGUCCUACAAGAAGACGGACAUCUGGGCGUACGGGCUGGUGCUCUGGGAGAUCACCCGGAGAACGGUGGUGAACGGCAUUGUGGAGGAGUACCGGCCGCCCUUCUUCGACGCCGUGCCCAGCGACCCCAGCUUCGAGGACAUGAAGAAGGUGGUGUGUGUGGACCAGCAGACCCCCGUGAUCCCCAACCGCCUCUUCUCCGACUCGGUUCUGUCGGCGCUGGCGAAGAUCAUGAAGGAGUGCUGGUACCAGAGCCCCUCGGCUCGUCUCACCGCCCUGCGCAUUAAAAAGACCUUGAAGAAGCUCAGCAAUUCCGCCGAGAAGCCAAAACUGGAGCAGUGAGCGCCGGCAACCGGACACCGGAGCCACUGACGGGCGGCGCCGGGGACGGGAUGGCUCCGGUCACGGAGGGGAUUUGCUCGCAGCUUCUGCCUCUCCCUCUCCUUCUUCGAGCCGGCUGAAUUUGCAAGCACGAAAAAAAAAAAUAGGGAAAAAAAACCCCAAACCACCAAAGGAGGAAUCUUCCACCCGGCCAUAAAAAUAUCCAUGGAUCCGUCAUCCGACACCGGCGCGUCUCGCUGAGCCGACAGGGAUGGCAGCUGGUCGCCCAGCCCGAGGGGCACGGGUGGCAGAACCACCCCCAGCUCGAGGGGCAGCGAUGGCAGAACCACCCCCACCCCGAGGGACACGGGUGGCAGAACCACCCCCACCCCGAGGGGCACGGGUGGCAGAACCACCCCCACCCCGAGGGACACCGGUGGCAGAACAACCCCCACCCCGAGGGACACCCACCCCGAGGGGGACGGGUGGCAGAACCACCCCAAACCGAGGGGCACCGAUGGCAGAACCACCCCCAGCCCGAGGGACACGGAUGGCUGAAGCACCCCCACGGGCACCGAUUGGCAGAACCACCCCCAGCCCUUGGGGUACCCACCUCGAGGGGCACCAAUGGCAGAACCACCCCCACCCCGAGGGACACAGGUGGCAGAACCACCCCACCCCGAGGGGCAGCGAUGGCAGAACCACCCCCAGCCCGAGGGGUACCCACCCCGAGGGGCACCGAUGGCAGAACCAACCCCACCUCGAGGGACACAGGUGGCAGAACCACCCCCAGCCCUUGGGGUACCCACCCCGAGGGGCACCGAUUGGCAGAACCACCCCCAGCCCUCGGGGCCCCCACCCAGCGCCGGCUCCACGCGGCCGCGGAGCUGCCCGGACCCGCCCGCCCGGCGCUGGCAGGAAUUCCCCGGCAGAGCCGCGGUGCCCGCUAGAGGAGGGAUGGGUUUCUUUGGCAGAGGUUGGCACAAGGGCAGCACCCCACCUUGGGUCUGCACCCUGGAUUGUGGGGAUCCCAAAAAUGAGGCGCUGCCGGCCAACAGAGUGGUCUGAGCGUCAGGAUGGGGGUCCCGUGGUGAUCCUCCCAGGUCACAGAGUCAUUUGGGAUGACUUUUAAAGUCAUCGAUUCAAGCAGCCAGCGCCCCCCUUGCCAAAGAGGUGCCCUCUUGGCUCGUUGCCAAUAUUUUGGUGUUUUUCCGAGGUGUUUUGGCUCGGCCAGCUUCAUCCCCCGUCGCUCUUCACCAUCCCAAAAUCCACCCGUGCUUGGAGAUGUUUGGACAUGACCAGGACGUUCAGCAGAACCAGCUUUGCCACAUAACUAUUUAAUUAUUAAGAUUUAAUAUAUUUAAUAAAGUGUAAAGCUAUUUUAUCACCUAA
Molecule: messenger RNA, 3260 nt
Organism: Serinus canaria (Common canary)
Lineage: Eukaryota; Metazoa; Chordata; Aves; Passeriformes; Fringillidae
Gene: ACVRL1
Product: activin A receptor like type 1
Exons: 10
Coding region: 408-1889 (493 amino acids)
Biological process (GO): heart development; dorsal/ventral pattern formation; angiogenesis
Cellular component (GO): plasma membrane; BMP receptor complex
Molecular function (GO): transforming growth factor beta receptor activity, type I; SMAD binding; ATP binding
Source: RefSeq, a predicted model, not a curated record